GGCUGCCGCGUGAAACGGUAACACCACGGAAAUCGCGGUCCUCCUUGUAUUUUUUUUCACCGAUCAAUUUCAUUCGGGGAUAAGUUAGUCGAUCAACAGUCCCGUGGAUGACACAACAAGAUUGCCCGGGGUGACACCGAUGCAAAGGUGUAAUACAAGAUGUAUAAUGGAAUUGGAUUACAGACACCACGUGGUUCUGGAACAAACGGACAUGUCCAAAGAAAUUGGGCAAUUGUACGCAAAACUAAAGAGAAAGUUACCUAUAAAACCGAUGAAGGAAAAUUAGAUCAGCUUAAUAAACAACCUAAUAAGGAGAUUCUCGAUCAUGUUAGAAAAAGAAAAGUUGAAGUUAAAUGUGCCGAGUUUGCUGACAUACUGGAGGAACAAGGUUUUACAACCGAGGAAGUGAAAACGAAAGUAGAAUCAUACAGAUCCAUGUUAAUGGGAAGUGAUGCCAAGCCAGCAGUACCCCGAGAUGAAUUUGGUCGUGUAAAUGUACGCGAAACGCACCAGAUCGCCGAGGCGCAGCAAGAAAAAAACGCAAAGCUACGAGAGGCGUUCGGAAUAUCGGAGUUCUUCGUGGAGGGAAGUAGCCUAGACCCGGAGAGGCACGCGCGCGAAGCCGAGGCGAGAGCCGCUGCUAGCAAAGUGUACGAACUGGUGAGAACACCGAGCCCCGUGCCGGACACAACGACCGUGCCGGAGAAGAAAAAACGUAAACGCUCCGGUAGCACGGGCAAGAAGAAAAAGGGGAAGAAGCACAAGAAGGAAAGGUCGGAGUCUCCAAAGGCUAGUAAGAAAAAAGAAAAGUCUAAGAAAAAGAAAAAGGACAAGAAACACAAGAAGAGUGAGGCUAGUUCCUCUGAUAGUGAAUCCAGCGAGGCUUCGGAUGAUAGCAGUUCAUCAGAAACUGAGUCAAAGAAGAAAAAGAAAAAGAAGAAGAAGAAGUCCAAAGCAGAGGCUAAAGAAAAGCAUGAGAAGAAAAAAACAGCUAUCAAGAGGAAGCAUCAGUCAUCUGAGAGCUCGUCCGACAGCUCCCCAGAGAGGCCGAAAAAGUCUAUGAAACACGAUAAAGUCGUAGAAAAGUCAAAGAACGAUGAGGUAGAGAACACGGUCAAAGAGUCUCGAUCAAACCGUUCUCCAAAGAAGCAAGAAAAGAGUCGAAACGAAACUCCGCCCCCUAAAAAGAAAGAUUCUCCCGUUAAGAAGAUUGUUCCUGAAAAGAAGGAGAAAACACCAGUACCGCUCAAGAGUCCACCGCCACGGCGUCACAGAUCACCGUCAAGGAGCAGAAUCGACAGAGGAAGAUCUCCAAGAAGAUAUUCAAGAUCCCGGCGAGUCAGUCCCUCGCCAAGAAGAAGAAGAGUGUCGAGAUCACCCAGGAGAUACACCAGGUACUCGGUGUCCAGGAGCAGAAGUCGAUCGAGGUAUGAUCGUUAUGGAUCACGACGCAGACCAUCGCCACCGCCUAGACGUAGAAGAUCCGACUCCAGAAGAAGGUCAAGGUCACCCAGAAGGCAAAGGGACAGGCGAGAAAGAUCGAGGGAGCGUCGCAGAAGCCACAGCAAGAGCCGGAGUAGAUCCAGACGAUCCACCUUGAGCUAUUCUCCCGUAAGAAAGAAUCCAGAACGGUAUAAACACAUUCUAGAGGACAAGAAGAAACGAGAUCCGAAGAAGAAUAAUGACAACAAACGAAAGUCUCGAUCCAGUUCUAAGACUAGAAAGAUAAGGGCGAUUAUACCAAGGGUCAGGCUACGUUCUUCCAGCGAAGAUGAAACUGACAUGGCGGAUGACGAACCAAAACCGGAAGACGAGGAAAGGAUGAAGGAGCUACAUACUCUGAAACGAUUGCAAUGUGGAUUAGCAGCUAAGGCUAGGGAAGCCAUAGGGAAGAAAGUAAUAAGUCCUGUAAAGAUAAAGAUGGAGAGGAAAGAAGAUAGCAUACUUGAUAUUGCUUUACCAAACGAUCCGCCGAAAAUGAUACAAAACAUCGUUGUCGGUCCAGUUCAGGAGAGGUCCAAAUCAAAGUCACCUAUAUCGCAUCUGCCUGCUGUACAGUCACCAGUAUCGAGCAGAUCACCUUCACCCGCGUUACCACUGACUCGAGAAGAGGCAGCUAUAAAGAUACGGUCACCUAGCGAGUCUCCUCCGCUGCUGCAGGCCUUAAAUAAGAUAAACUCGAGUUCCCCGUGUUUGGCAACUAAGACGAAUCAUCGUUCCCAGUCUCCGAGCAUCCCUAAAAAGAAUUCUCCGGUUCUCCUAAGGAAAAAUUCAUCGGAAAGCAAGUCACCUUCGCAUUCACCGACAAUUUCUCACAAAGAUGUGCCCAUAAAGUUACGUUCUCCGAGCGAGUCACCGCCUCCUAUACCAUGCAACGUGGGCAAAUCGAAACGGUCCGCUUCACCGAGCACUUCAAAGAAGGGUUCGCCCGUUUCUAGAAAGCAUUCUCCGCGAGACAAGUCCUACUCCAGGUCACGUUCCAGGUCUUACACAAGAUCAGUCUCCCCGGAGAAAAGAUCGCCCAGAUCUCCCAGGUGUCGUUCUUCAAGAUCUCCCUCGCGAGACAAGAAGUCACGUUCCCUGUCGAGAGGCAAGAAAUCAGUGUCACCUAGACACAGGUCACCCGUGUCCCCGGCAAGAUCGAAGAAAUCGCCGAAAUCUCCCGCAAGAACGAAAAGGGCAACUAGAUCGAGAUCAUCCUCGGGAUCGAAACGGUCCGUAUCCAGGUCACCGUCGCGUUCCAAGAAGUCUCCUUCUCAUUCGCCGGAAAAGUCCAGAUCCAGGAGUAGGACCAGAUCGUUGUCAAAACGGUCCAGAAGUCGAUCUUUGUCCAAGAAAUCCCGAAGCAGAUCGUUAUCGAAGAAAUCCAGAAGCCGAUCCUUGUCGAAAAAGUCGAGGAGCCGGUCACGGUCGUUGUCCAGGGUGUCCCGGGACAAGGAGAAGAGAAGUCGCAGCAGGAGCAGUUCACGUUCUUCUUUGAGUUCUAGGCACAGUCGUAGAAGCUUCUCUAGUUCAUCAAGAUCGUCAAGCAGUGUUUCUAGCAGGUCAUCCCGGUCAACAUCGAGCAGCUCAGCUACCAGCAGGUCUCGAUCUCCAUCCAUACCGCGACGUCAUGGUUCGCCCAGUUUCCUAGACAGACGUCGUAUCACAAGGGACAGAUCGAGGGACAGGCAUAGAAGAUAAAGUAACGACUCCGCACAGAUGUUUCUAUUACUUUCCUACAGUUCACGUAGUAGCCAAUACGAUGCAUAUCGAGUUUCGUUUCUUUUCCCUAAGAUUAUAAAUAGCUGAUAUGUAAGGCGGAGCAGUUUAGCUGCUGAUGCGAAUAUUAGAUUAUAAUGAUCAAUGAAUAAGUGCAAAGGACAUUUUCGUUUCAUUACGAUAUCGUCGACCCUGUCAUUAUAUUAUAAUAUUACAACUUUAUC
Molecule: messenger RNA, 3425 nt
Organism: Dufourea novaeangliae
Lineage: Eukaryota; Metazoa; Arthropoda; Insecta; Hymenoptera; Halictidae
Gene: Srrm234
Product: serine/arginine repetitive matrix protein 2
Exons: 10
Coding region: 160-3183 (1007 amino acids)
Source: RefSeq, a predicted model, not a curated record